GUCUCAAAAUAAGACCGUUGACUCGACGGCCAUGUGGCUGUAUGUCAAGUGAUCCAACAACUAUAAGUCUAUAAAUGUGGUCCAUAUUUUUCCCUGCUUUUAAUCAAAAAUUCAGAGGAAAAAAAACACGAUCGAGAAAUGGAGAAUAAUCCAAGAAGCUCAUCGUCUCUCCCUCUAGCCGGGCGUGUAGCUAUAGUGACCGGAGCCACCAGAGGCAUGGGCCGUGAAAUCGCGAUUCACCUCCACUCUCUUGGUGCAAGAGUCACCAUCAAUUAUGUCUCGAGCUCAUCAAAAGCUGAACUCUUGGUUUCAGAACUAAACGACUCAUCUCAAUUAAAGUCAGCGAUCGCAGUUAAAGCAGAUGUGUCAGACCCGGACCAGAUCAACAACUUGUUUGAUCAAACAGAACAAGAGUUCGGAUCUAAAGUUCACAUCGUCGUGAAUUGUGCAGGUGUUUUGGAUCCAAAGUAUCCAUCUUUAUCCGAGACGACACUAGAAGAUUUCGAUAACACAUUCACAAUAAACACAAGAGGGUCUUUCUUGUGUUGCAAGGAAGCAGCUAAAAGGGUUAUGAGAGGAGGUGGUGGAAGAAUCAUUAUGAUGUCUACAUCAAUGGUUGGUGGUCUCGCCCCGGGUUAUGGAGUUUACGCAGCAUCAAAGGCCGCCGUUGAGACAAUGGUGAAAGUGUUGGCGAAGGAGCUUAAGGGAAGCCGGAUAACCGCGAAUUGCGUGGCGCCAGGGCCGGUUGCGACGGAGAUGUUUUAUGCUGGAAAGAGUGAUGAAACGGUGAAAAUGCUUGCAGGGGCUUGUCCUAUGGGGAGGAUCGGUGAGUCAAAGGAUAUAACCGAGAUUGUAGGGUUUUUGGCCGGUGAUGGUGGUGAAUGGAUUAACGGUCAAGUUAUUAGAGCCAAUGGAGGCUUUGUUGUCUAAUAAAUGAAGAACUAACAUUGGAAUUUGAUGUUGUCUUCUUCUUUUCGUGUGUUGAUCUACUUUUAUGUCAAUGAUGAUGAGUUGUUUAUUGGGCAAGACAAUACUUAUGUUUUUUAAAAGUACAUUCAAUCAAACUUAAAAAAAUUGAUUGAAAAUAAAAAGACAACCAACACUCCAAAAGCUAGCCUUCCUCUGUUUUGUCUUCUAGUAAGAUCUUUCGACAAUGUCAUCUGAAGUUAUUGUGAAGUUUGGAGGAUUCUCUUACAACAUAAAUCGUUU
Molecule: messenger RNA, 1209 nt
Organism: Arabidopsis thaliana (thale cress)
Lineage: Eukaryota; Viridiplantae; Streptophyta; Magnoliopsida; Brassicales; Brassicaceae
Product: NAD(P)-binding Rossmann-fold superfamily protein
Exons: 1
Coding region: 139-930 (263 amino acids)
Molecular function (GO): oxidoreductase activity, acting on CH-OH group of donors
Source: RefSeq, marked reviewed